Messenger RNA from Harpia harpyja (harpy eagle), 7829 nucleotides. It is a transcript of the gene TMEM154, whose product is annotated as transmembrane protein 154. Lineage: Eukaryota; Metazoa; Chordata; Aves; Accipitriformes; Accipitridae. The record is from RefSeq and is a predicted model, not a curated record. The coding region runs from base 5523 to 6128 and encodes 201 amino acids. The transcript is spliced from 6 exons.
UGGGAUUGUUGCAGGCAGUGCUUUAUUUUGGCUGUGUCUCUGUGCUAUUGUUUUGAACUGUUGUUCACAGAAACAUUGCUAUCAAAUAUCCAGAUAUUCAGCAGGUUGUACCGUGAGCACAGGCAGCAGCUCUCUCUUUGGCAGAGAAGUGGCUUUUAGGUAAAGUCCCCUACAAAGCCAAGGUCUCUAAGGGAGUGAUAUUUUUUAUGUGUUCCCCCUUAGAGUAAUGAUCUCGAGAAUGGGUUUGAACCCAUCAGAGUCACCUGUUACAAUUUUCUAGCAAAACAACAAUAUAAGAAAUGAGGAUUUGCUACAUCCUUUCUGUCCAAAGUACAGCCCCCUAAAAAGCAGAUGAAAAACCCCUUCUACUGAACACAUCAAUUCCUUGUACAUAUUUACUCCUAUUCCUUUUAUCCACGCACACAAACUUCUGCUGUGUUUUAAAGUGCUUUGGGGAAGUUUCAGAAAAUCUCUCCUUUACAUCAGCAGGAUUGUAUGCUAAAUUUCAGUCAGUGACCCCAGUCUGUUUUCUCUUAAGGGAUAUUAUAUAAUAGCUGCAAAGGCUCCGGAGCUUCUGAAUCUUUAAUUUCAGGGUACUCCUGAGAGCAAGGAGCACCAAGAGAUUUGCAUCACAGUGAGGUCGCACGGGUAUCACUGAGGCAGAGCUAGAAGGCCACGAGAUUAAGUAGGUGCAACUAAAUGCAUAAAUUGGUCUGGAAAACCUUUAGUACUGGGGGUGAGAAAUGAGACUACAGGUUCACAGUUUGGCUCUAAGAUGCGUGACUGAAUUUGCAACACCGGCAGUUAAUGCAGCACUUCAGCUGGAUGGAAGUACAGUGAGGAGAAAGCAGCUUCCAUCGUCUAUAAAUGAACUUAAACAGUUGUUUCCUCUUUCAGGUUAUACCUAGAUAACACUUUCUAAGCACGCCGUUUUAAUAGGAUCUUGUCUACAGAUUAGCCAUCCUGAAACGUUUGUGGUCCCUCAUCAGAAGAGCGUACGCGCCCAACAGCUAGCCUGCAGGCUUUUAAGGAUUCCUCUUUCAGCCAGACUGACAGGCGGGACCUGCCGCAGCAGGCAGCCGGGCAAGCCCUGGCCAUGGCAAGGAACGGCCCCUCUUACAGCAACGUGAAAUGCAGGGAGAGGAACAGAACAGGGAUUAGUCAAGCAAUAGGAGAGAGGAUCAUACGGACCAUGUGGAGUGGGAUGACUAUACAACCAGAAGGAAUGUGUGCAUGGAGCAGAGUGAUACAGGAUGUGGUAACUUUACACCAGCGUACAGAGCUUUACAGCCUUUUCUUGGUUUAUCACCCUCUCGUGAGCCUUCCUUCCACUGCAUUUUUAUAGCUUAUAGGAAAGUAUGGAGAUACAAAAUAUUUCCUUUCAAACUAGUAAGCUUGACUAUCCCCUUGACUUAGCUCUUGCUUUUCCUCUAUCCCAUCCCUUUUUCUUCUGUAAGUAGGUACUAUAGUGUAAUUUGAAAAAUUCCCUUCAGAGACCCCAGUCCUCAAGUCUGAUGAGAAGGCAGCAGGGAGACUGAUGAUUUUACAGCAGAACUGAAUGUGCUGACUGCCGGCUAUUUUCCUUCGCCUGGCAUCCAACUGAAAUGAGAAACCUGUUUGCCCGCUUACUUCAUCAAGAAGCUCAUAUCGCCACCUCUGAGUGCUACAGCACAAACCUCAGAGGAAGAAAUGCUGCAACAACAGAAAUGUUGUUUGUUUGUUUGAGAUGCAGUUGUUUGGACUCCAGUUUGUCAAGCUGCUUGGUACAUUCAGCUCCUUCUGUCUCCCUUGAAAGGCAGGCUUGGGAGCACCUCCAAAACUCACACAAAGUCCGUUGGUAAUCCAAGCAAAAUUUUCCAUAGAAAAUAUUGAAGAAUACCUUCUACCACGGUAUCUGCACGCAGGGACAUAGCAUUUUUGUAAUCUCUAAGAACUGCUAUGGAACCUUUUCUGAGCCGCUGCUAGUGCCUGCUCAUGCAUUUUGGUCCCCUGAGGACUAGAUCCUCUAAUACCUCAGUGGUGGGAACCUGGGGACUUCUUAGCUUCCAGCUCCAACCUCUUAGCUUCCAGUUCCAGCUGUGCCCAGCUCCCCAUCAGGGUGGGAUGCAGCUGCAUGCCAGCCCCUCUCCCUUCUGCUCUUGAAAGCAGGGGAAGUGGCAGUAUGGGCCAGGCUGAAGCUGUAGCGUGCUCCCAUCCACUUCCCUCGACAUGGGGAGAAGUCACCAGCGCUCACGCUCCAGGCGGUCCAGACAAAGCUGAAGCCGAUGCGGUUGUUGUGUAAGCACCUGCUCCUUGGCCGAGCUGUGCAGAGGGCCGAGUACGGAUGUCGGACCAUAGCCAACAGCAUGAGUCUGAGCUCAGCAAGAGAAAGGGCACAGGCUUUGCAAAGUCAAGGAGGUAUCUACAUGGUCAGAUGUGACUGCUCCUUGUUCCACUCCAUUGGCCUUGGUUUUCCAUCCUGAAUGUAUGUGUUGUGUUAUGUUGUGUUACAGUCAGACUUCCUUUUGGAGGGAGCUGGUAGAUCUCUGCAAGAUGAAAACCCAAGCACAGCUGACAAGACAGUUCAUGGUAUGAAUGACCACUGCAAAUCUGGCUCCCUCCAGGCAUGGAGAAAAUGUUUGAAUAGCAUCUCACAAAAGCUCCACAUUUCAGGUGCUCUCCUGCCCUGCUCCAAACCUUGCAACGUCCAGCUUUCAUUCACCCUACAAAACAGUCACUAGGGCCAGCUGCAACACAGCCCACUCGCUAUUUUGAGCGCUUUAAACUGAAACCCUGUGAAAAACGAUGACUACCUUGGGGCCAACCACGUGGGGCUCAUGUGGCCCGGGCAGCUGGCUGCGGCAAGCGCUGCGCCUGCACCAGGAAGCCCGAAUCCAUCCCUCCCCGCUGGGCUAGAGGUACAAAUCCUUCCUUGGUGCAAGCCAGCAGGCCCACACAGGUGCAGGUUGUGAUUUUCCUACCGCAUAAAAAAUGUGAUGUGUGGGUGGCCCGAGAGCAAGAGCAGCCCCUGUGUGACAGGUAGGGCAUCCCUCAGGUCCUCAGAGGUGAUGGGCAGAAGAGCUGGAGGGAGGUGUGGCGAGGCAGCAGGUGAAAUGCAGGAAAUAAGAGCAAUAUCCUUGCGAGAACAUUGUGCAACUGGCUGCCCUUCUGCUGAAAGACGUAUUUAAUUCACUCAGAGAAAAGAUGUCUGUAAGAGGAAAUGGUGUUCACAGAAGAGAUGCUGUUUUGUCCCUGGAAUUAUGCAAAGUGAACAAAAAUACGUGGCAGCAAGGUCACUCCCUGUGAUUUGCCAUUUUCUUUGCCUAGAGACUAGAAAAGGUAAUUCUAUUUCACACGGAGACAAAUGAUUUGAAAUCUGCUUCAGAGCUCAAAAACAGGCAAAUAAAAAGUACCAGAGACACUGGAAAAGUCUCUCUUGGAAAUCAAGCGCAGCAUACGCUGCAGCUGAAAGUUCAGCACUGCAGUUAAUGAGGUGUGACUGGUUGCUUUUGCUUUAAAGUCACACCAUGCUUUACACAUUUGAAAAAUCCAUUUUAGCUCUAAGCGUAAUGAAAAAUAAGCUAUUUUCCCCACACCCCUUCCCAUUUGUACUAUUUUAAGCAACAGGCUUGUCCUUGUCAAUAUAUCAUAUGUGGCAGACGAUGGGUUUCAAGGGCAAUGGCUAGAGGAGGAAAAUGAAGCAAGGUCACCGAAUCGGUUCGGCGAGGCUGCGGUGGUCCAGCAGCUCCGCCAGCGGCAUGGUCCAUCACGCUGCGGUCUGCGGUGUGGACAUCUCUAGCGAUACCUCGCCUCUCUGUGCAACAGCAAUUGAAAUGGAGCAGCUGCAGGCACCAGGGACUAUAAACUACCAUGGGAAAGAAAAGUCAAGCGGCCAAACUAUUAAGAGAAGAGCUCUCCCUCCCAUCCUCUGUGACAGGAUUAAGGACAGCCAGCAGAUCACGGGAAGGGAUGGAGGAGCACAUUCGUAAGGGGUCAUUACCUGCAAGGGAGGCAGAGAUCUUGUUUUGCUCUUGACUGAAAUACUAAAUAAAAAAAGAAAGUGACACAGAGGCUAUCGAUACAAAGCGCUUUGCCACUGAGGAGCUAACAUUUUCAUUGUCAUAUUGUGGUGAAAACGUCUGGUGACCUUUCCAGUAUUAAAUACUAUAUUCAAGUAUUAGGUAUUAAGUAUUAAAAUUCUCUCCCAGGAAAUUCUCUUUCUAGGAAAGGAUGAGACAAUCAGGUGCCUGAGUGACAAGCGUGGCAUAAAAAUCUAGAUAAAUCACUGCUGUCACACUCAAAUCAUUUUAUUUAUUUGAAAUUGGGUUUCCUGGAAUACAGUCUCGUGAGAUACUCAUCUCCUCUUCGAGACAAAUCUGACAGGAGAGGAGAUGCUGCAGAGUGGAUUAAGCAAGAGAUAGCGCUCUAAUCCCAGUUUUCCUCUCUCACUUGGCGUCCCUGGGAAGGACAGCAUCCCUGUCCUUCUGAUUUCUCAUUUGUAAAAUGGAGAUGAUAACUGCUCAUCUCUCAGGGCCAUUAUGAAGAUUAAUGUGUUUACAAAAGCAUUUAAAAUGCUAAGUACUUUUGGUUCCAGUCCUGUGAGACUGGAAAUGCCAGCACUGAGGUGCUGAAAACCUUAAGCUCUUGCUAACUCUAGUGGAAACUGUGGCUGCCCAGCACUUUACAGGAACGGGGAGAAACAUGUAAUUGCAAAAGUCAUGAAAUCCCAUCCUGCUUUAUUGCAUAAAAUGAGAACUGCACCAUGCCGGCAUUGUAUCUGAAAGGGCAGAUAACACACAAAAAAAAUCAUCAUUUAAUUUCAUGCCUAGAAAAUUAUUGAAGGCUUUGCACUUGGAAACAUGUUGGUGUAAUUUAUCUAGGGACUGAUUCCUGCACCUUUAGCUACAACAGGAUUUUUGGCAUCGGUAUAGAAUACAGCAGCAGCCCAGAAUCUGCUGUACUUCUGUUAAGCUUUAAACUCUGUGACAGUCAACGUAGACUCCUAAUUAGCCUCAAAAAAAAGCUUGUUUCACUAUUACCAAUACAGCCAAUUUUAGCCACUUUUCUUGCAAAUUGCUUGAUAAACGAAACCAAAACCCAAAUCAAGGUUCAAAACCCCCAGUCUUAGCAUUUGCGAAGAACAACCCGCACUGACUCUUUACCAUACACUCCUUCAGCCAGCCCGUAGGAUCAGAUGGAGGAGCAGCUAAUUGCACCUGUAUCCAGUAAAGUCCCUGUGUUACUACUACCUCUUCUAGUCCAUGCAGAAGUGAAAGUCAGCAGCUUCUGCAGGCUUCAAACUUCCUUUCACCAGUUCUGUUUUUCACAGUGAAACAAAUUUAACAAAUUUGAGAAAGGCACAGAAACGGGGAGAUGAGUGAGCUGGAGGAACCCGGGAUAAUGGUCUCCCCAAAGGGAGUACUAACUCCUUGGCUAAGGGGAGGGACGGAAGGGGUUGUGGCCAUACACACCAAGGCUGAGAAGCAAGGCAGGAUGGUGUGGUUUACUCAGGAGCAGAAGAAUUUACGCGAGAGUGAGACCGGAUGCCAACCUGCAGGACAAAAAAGUCUGUUUGUGCAAGACAGCUGCACGCAGACAGACCAUGCAUGCUGACGUGUCCCAGUAAAAGCCAGCUGAAGAACAUGGUCAGGGCUGGCUCUGAAAUUGAUGGUUCAGGAGAUGGAUCACCGAUAUUAUCCACCGUUACAGCAACGCCGCCUCCUGCUACGCGUUCUUCGACCGCAGAUGAUCACGAGCCAGUACUUGUCACUACAAGCGCUACUGAAAGCAGCUUUGAAACAAAAAGUACUGAACUGAAUGCCACGAACAUUCAGGACAGCCUAGAAGCAGCAGAACAGUCUAUCUUGAUAUACAUUGUCCCUGCCGUGCUGCUGGUCCUGCUGAUUUUGCUGAUCACAUUUUUUGUAACACAUCAUAAAAGGAAAAAGUCUAAGCAAGAUGAGCUGGGAAGUGAAAAUGUGAAAAGUCCUAUUUUUGAAGAAGACACGCCCUCUGUUAUGGAGAUAGAAAUGGAAGAGCUUGAUAAAUGGAUGAACAGCAUGAACAAAAAUGCUGACUGUGAAUGUUUGCCUACUGUAAGAGAAGAAGAAAAAGAAUCAAUUGCCAACCCAAGUGAUGGUGAAUCAUGAAGUCAGAACAGCAAAGAACUGGUUGAAGGGAAGCAGCACACAAGCUAAUGAUCCUCCAGAUAUUGGAUGAACUGGAUUUAAAUAUAAUUAAUCUCAAAAGGCCAGAGAAGCAAAUGCUUUUGUUGUGUCCAGCUACAUACAGUCUUCAGAAAGGAAACAUUGCAAGGGGAAGAAGAAAAGAAAAAAAAAAAGGAAAAGCACUAUAGUAAGAUUAGGGCUUGAUUUAAAUUCGUUCUGCAAUGAGAUUCAUCACAAAUCAUCAGAAACUUUUUUUUUCCUCUAAAAGUUCUCAAGAUAGUCCAUAUUUCUGUCUAGUUCUUCAGUUGUGUAUCGUGCAGAACCACUUCUGUUCCAAGUUUCGUGGGUUUCUUUGUAUUUUUUGUGGUUUUCUUUUUAAAUAUAAACAGCAUCCAUAAUUCUGGACUACCCUGGUUUGGUGGAUGUGCAGCUUGUGCCUACUCCAUGUUUGCUUUUCAAUUUGCUUUUUGGUAACAGUGCACUGAUUUGCACAGGACUUCUGCUGGGGAGGUACCAGACUAGGACCGACAGACCAGCUCUGAGGACAGACAGAGCGGCUGAAAAGGCUCCCAAAGGAUUUGACGGAAGCGACUGCAGCCCAACGAGGGCAUGGUCUUUGUAGCAUGCUUUCUGGUUUUCAAAUUAAAGGCAUUGUAGAAGUAAAAAAAUAUUAUUUUGAGAUUGCCUGUCAGUUCGUUUUGUCCACAGAUUAGUACUCUGGGCUAGCUCUCACCAUUUAACCCUCCUCCCUGCCCAGUACUGUUCUCUAACGACCACCUACUUCAGGAAUAUUCAACAUGAAAACGUUUCUUUUUUAAAAAUAAGAGAGCUUGAAAAAUUGAACAGUUCAGCACCCAGACCAACCACAAGUUUAGAUAGGUAUGUGUUAUGCAUAACUACUUGGUCAAGGUUUUCAGAUGCAGUAAGAUUGCUGCUGCUUCUGUUUUUGAAUAUUGAGCUUGGAAUACCUGAAAGACACUGACUUCUAAAUGUGCCUGCUCACCUUUAAUUACACUAAAAAAAAAAAAAAACAAAACCAGACUCCUGGGAUACCUCAAGGUGGGAAUAUAAAUAUUGUAAUCGCAUCUGUUGAUUUGAGGUGGCAUAUCUCUUAUGGUUGUAGUUUAAAUAUGUAACACAGACAUGAAAGCGGAUCCUUGUCUGUGCAAAGCUUCCCCUGCCUUAUUUAAAAUAUUAAAUUCACAUCCUACCAUAUCUUAUAUCCUACCCUAUCAUAUCCUACCUACCUUCUUCUUUACUCAAAUACAUAAUUUCUUCGCACUCAAUACAUGUUUAAUAUGAUCAGUUUUGUUUUGCCUGCAAAUAUGUCACUAAUAUGUUAUCAUGCAUAACUUGGUUAAAGAGAGCAAACAAACACCCCAAGCCUCUGAGAUGAUGGCUAAGUGUCACUAACAGCUGACAAAUACAGGACAGGAGAGUUCAGCUUUGAGUAAUUGAGGAUGUGUCAAAAUAUAACAGGAAAAAAAUGUUUACAGCUAACUGUAUUCAUUCAUUUCUGAAUAUGAUUUGACUAGUAAUUUCCCUGAAGAGUAAAAGAUUUCUUCAUUGUUCCAAAACAAUUUAUUGGAAAUAUUGGAUUUAAUAUGAGUGAUAGUAAAUUAAUUUUCCCUGUUUGGAUGAUUUUUAACUUUGGAGAAACAUGUUUUAAGUUCAUCUUUCAAA